AUGCCCCAACCAUCACCAUCGUCACCAUUUACAUCACUGCUGUCCAUCGUUAUUUUAAUAUUCCUGCCCGGUCUUUUGGCUUCCGCCGCAGGGUGCCGCGCGGUGUCGUGCAUCCAGCGUGAUGCCAAACGGGCCCGGAGCCGCCGCUGCCGCCUGCUGGCUGCAGUACCUCGACCUGAACGGGACUGCCAGGCCGUGGAGGACGGCGCGCCUCCGCGUUCAUCGUCGCAACUGCCCGCACCUGUCUACCUCUACCUCCGCCGCUGCGUGCGAAUCACCGAUGCUGGAAUAAAAUAUGUCCCCAGUUUCUGUUCCAUGUUAAGAGAACUUAGUGUAUCAGACUGCAAUCAGGUUACUGAUUUUGGUCUGUAUGAACUUGCAAAACUGGGGGCUACUCUACGAUACCUGUCUGUUGCAAAAUGUGAUCAAGUAUCUGAUGCUGGUCUUAAGGUGAUUGCCAGACGCUGUUACAAGUUGCGAUACCUGAAUGCAAGAGGCUGUGAGGCAGUUAGUGAUGAUGCUAUCACAAUGUUAGCUCGCUCAUGUCCUAGAUUGCGAGCUUUGGACAUAGGGAAAUGUGAUGUGAGUGAUGCUGGAUUACGUGCCUUGGCAGAGAGUUGUCCAAAUCUAAAGAAACUCAGUCUUCGCAGUUGUGAUUUGGUCACUGACAGAGGGGUGCAGUGCAUUGCCUACUAUUGUCGAGGACUUCAACAAUUGAAUAUACAAGACUGUCAGAUAUCACUUGAAGGUUACAGAGCUGUAAAAAAGUAUUGUAAACGUUGUAUAAUAGAGCAUACCAAUCCUGGUUUCUUCUGAUUUAGGUUAUUAUUGUUAAAAAAAAACUAGUAUUCUUAUAUAAGUGCAUUUGGCUUGAAAACAAGUUUAAUAAUAGAAAUUACAUUUAUUGAAAAUCUUCUAUGACUUGAAUCUGGUAGCAAGCAAUGUAUUGAACUGAAAGAUGGACCCAGGAAAUUGUUUUAGAGCAGAGAAAGCUGCACAUCAGUGGAGGAAGAUACAGAGCUAGGUAUGAAGAAUGGGCAAAUUGAGAUCUGAUGUGAAACAAUUUAAAUACAUCCAUGUAAUGCAGUGAUCUAUUAAGCAGAAAGAUAAAGCUGGAAAUUUUACUUGCUACUGCAGAUGCUUAGACCAGUGAUUACCUUGAGGAGAAGAGUUAUUGCCGUAACUGCCCCUCCGUGUGGCUCUACUCCUUAUUUUACUACUGGAGUGCAUCUAUUGCUUUUGCCAUAUUUUGAGAGUGUCAAAGCUUACUUAUUGAGAUAAUUUUCAAUUCAUGUGUUCACAUAAGUUCAAUUACCAUUGCUUGGCAAACUGAAACUGAAGCUCAGAGUGACUAGUGUGAUUUCAAUUAAUUGUGUACCAAGUCAAAAAAACAUUUUUAAUAUUAUGGAAUUAAAAUGAUCCUCAAUCCCAUAGUAUUAAAACAUUUUUGGUGC
This is a messenger RNA of Gryllus bimaculatus (two-spotted cricket), 1454 nucleotides long. NCBI's taxonomy places the organism in Eukaryota, Metazoa, Arthropoda, Insecta, Orthoptera, Gryllidae. The record is from the annotation of a GenBank genome assembly.